AUGCAUAAAACCAUGACCAUAUUCACCCGACUGAAGAAGCUCAUUAAGGAGGAAACCUCGAAAAGAAACGCCCUGAAGCUGAUAAAGUGGCUUCAGAAGAGGAAACUGCUAAAAAGAAAAGUCAAAUGCAAAAUAUGCCAUCAGGAUAUGAAACUGAAAAAGAGGACGAACAGUGGAGAUCUAUAUGCUUGGACCUGUCGCCAUGCAGCACAUAAGGGAAAGGAAAAACAAAAAUCCAUCAGGCACAAGUCAAUCUUCAGUCAUUCAAAGGUCUCCCUCAGUAACUGGAUGCAGUUCAUGUACAGAUUUUGUCAGGGUCUACGAUUACGACAGAUUGAUAUGAUGGAUGACACAAUUGCAGCCAGUUCAACCACUCUCACUACAAUGACAAAAAAAAUAAGGGAGGUUUGUGUCACAGCAGUGGAAAGGAUGAGAAGGCGUACAGGCCAACAGAUUGGUGGAAGAAGGGAGUUUGUUGUGAUCGAUGAGAGCCUUUUUCGGCACAAAAGAAAGUAUGGGAGAGGAAGAAUGGCUGGUGGGUGGAAAAGAAAGAAGUGGGUCUUUGGGAUGUUAGGUGUGAGGCAUCAUCAAGGACGAAGAAAGCCUAUUCUACGUCUUGUGGAGAGAAGAUCUCGAAGACAUCUGAUCCCCUUGAUUGCCCAUCAUGUGAGGCUUGAAUCUACAGUUAUCAGUGAUGAGUGGCGUGCGUAUCGCAUACUCUCUACACUAGGGUACAAUCAUCACACUGUCAACCACAGCAGGUGGUAUGUAGAUCCCCAAACUGGUGCCCAUACCCAGCAUCUUGAGAGGGCCUGGAGAUCCUACAAGGAGCAGAUCUGGAGGCUUAGGGGAAAUCGCACUGACAGUUUGCUUUCCGACCACCUUUCAGUGAUUGAGUGGAAUGAAUGGCUCGCAAAGAAACACUGUAAGGGUGCAUUUGGCAGACUGAUUCAUGACAUUUCCAAAAAAUACAAAUAGUCAUAUGCAGUCACUGUAACCGUUGUUAGCAAGACUUUCUUUCUGUGAGACAAAUUCCAAGAAUUCAGUGCACUUUGUUUUUGUAGUGUUGUAAAAUUCAAAUGUGUUGAGUAUAUUUAUUUUGUCUGUCUCAAAUAAUUUUUAGACGUUUCUUUGAGAUAGGAUUUAGAAUUACGUUAAAUUGUGUGUGUAAAUU
Molecule: messenger RNA, 1174 nt
Organism: Dicentrarchus labrax (European seabass)
Lineage: Eukaryota; Metazoa; Chordata; Actinopteri; Moronidae
Exons: 4
Coding region: 1-978 (325 amino acids)
Source: RefSeq, a predicted model, not a curated record